Molecule: messenger RNA, 3092 nt
Organism: Porites evermanni
Lineage: Eukaryota; Metazoa; Cnidaria; Anthozoa; Scleractinia; Poritidae
Source: the annotation of a GenBank genome assembly
AUGACAACUGGCGGAGGUGAGAUCUGCUCUUAAAAAAUCUGUAAUGGUAAAAAAUGCUUUUCCAUUUCUGAUUGGCCUAAAUUCCCCGGCUUAUUCUUUAUAAACAGUUACCAUUUUCAACUUUUGAAGACGUCUAACGUCAGUUGUACAGACAUCGUUUGGGAGAGGGACGGCAGAGGGUUCAGUAGCUCAGCUGUUUUAACAAAGCUGAAGAUUUCCCCGGCAAGGCGGGUAUGCAGGUUGUCUUUUCGGCCUUUGUGGUCCUUCAUGAGAACAGUACAAUUUCACGAUGUUAAUUAAAAAGCACUUUUUCGAAAUGAAUGAGAGACGUGAAAGUAGGUCUCUUGUCUUAAACAGGGUUAUGGUUUGAAGGGCUCGGCAGCUCACUUUUAUCCAAACUUUCCUGAGCCAAUGCAACUUCUCGAAAUCGUGUAAUUUCUUUCUGGGAUCGGAUAACUUGGCCUUUUUAAUAAUACGAAGCAAAUAUAAGACGUAUACGGGUAUGUACACUGCACGUAAUAAUAAUAAUAAUAAUAAUAAUAAUAAUAAUAAUAAUAAUAAUUUUAUUUAUAUAGCGCUAAAAUCCAAUAAUUGUCCAAAGCGCUACCUAAUUACAAAAAAGAAUAUAAAAAAAAAAAUGUAAAUUAUAAAAUAUCNAUGCUAACUUAAAUAAAAAAGUUUUAAGGGAUUGCUUAAAAGUUGCCACUGAAGCACAUUUCCUAAUCUCUAGAGGUAAAUCGUUCCACAAUUUAGGUCCCGCAAUAGAGAAAGCUCUGUCUCCAUAUGUUUUCAAUCUGCUUCUUACACUGUACAUAACACUGUUAUUCUAUCUCCGAAUAUUAUUAUUAUUUGAAUAGUUGAAGAAACACAAAAGAACACGAAAAGAAAGAUGCAACCUGGAAAUGGCGACACCGUAUCGUUGUUUAUUCCUUUACUUGUGAAAAUUGUUUGUUCUUAAUAUAUAGCUUUAGCCAGGGCUAAAAGCGAAGCUCCGGCCCGUUGAUAAAUUUACAAUUUAAAUCAAACGAUAAACUUUUAACCAGUUUAACCCACAAAUCACUAAUUUUAGGGCACAUUCAUGUGACGUUAGAGGGAGGGCUAAGUGAUUUUUGCAAACAGUUCAAGGAUAAAAAAAAUUCUUACAUACCGUUCAUAGUCUUAUUUUUACACCCAAAAAGUAGAAAUCACCUUUGAUCACAGCACAUUAGGCUUGGAAAACAAAUUUUUCCAAAACAAAUAACCUAUUCGCACAUUAACACCACCCUUAUUUUAUAAGGUUAAUUGGACAGCGCUGAUAUAUAAUUAUAUGUUAUAAAGGUCGGUUAUUAGACAUGAUAGUCCUCGGUAGCAGCCAAUUUAUACGCUAUAAUUUGUUGGUUCAGCUGGUUGUAUCCCUCUACAAGCAACAUUGUGAUUCUGACUAUUCUGCUUGCAAAAUUUAAUAUGUCUACUUGUUAUCUUUGCAGAUCAGGUCUUUAUAUAUCCUACGUUCGGCAUACUCGUUUGCGGUUUUAGUCCUUUCUGGUUAAUGUUUGUUCUUUAUGUAUUUUGGGGUCGUAGAACUUUUAUAGAUCCGAUAUGCUGUAAUUUUUGCAUGGUUCUGUCCAUGUUUUUGAGGUUGGUUUUGCCCAAUCCUUUAUUUUCUUUCCGAGACAGCAACUUGACACUUGGACCCUUGCGGCCCCCGAGAAGACACAUAGUAUGGCGUGAUUCUGUCGGUGAUGAGAGUUCUAGGUUAAAUCAUAGUGCGCGGAUAUUUUUCAUCAGAGUUUUCUCUGGUUGUUACGCCAUACUGUCGGAGCCCAAAAAAGAGCGAAGCAGCUGUCUAUGGCUAUAGUCCCGCUCUGUUUUGAGUUCUUUCAGUGUCGUGUUGAUGUCUUGCUUCACGGUGGAGUGAAUAUUUACCAUAUAUAGUCAUUUGUUUUAAGUUAAUUUUUACGUAUAUAGUACGAUCAGCAUUGCAGUAUUCUGCAUGCAGAACUUAAUAUGUCUAUUUGCUAUUUUUGCUGAUCAGGUCUUUAUAGACUGAAUAUGGCCAACGCAUGACCGUGGUGAGAAAAGCCAAAAGCAACUACCUUUCCUGCCUGUUAAAAACUGGCUAAGCCAGUUGGAAAUCAACAUUUUGAUUGUGCAGCUCAGAAACACAACUUUAUUUCCUAUGCGUAGAAGAAAAAUUGAACUUGAGCCUACGAAUGUUUAAAAAGUAGUAACUUGUCAGCGGAUAACUUCAUAAAAACUCAAACCCGAUGGGUCAACACAAGAGCCCGCGAUACGGCCAUGUGAUAUUGCUCAGCCGAUACCCUGUUUUGACAACUGUCACCUGACGAAAAUAUGGAUGUCCAUUAUCAGGUUACAGACUCCCACACUAGCUAGAAAGUGUGAGAUUUAAUCUUGGUUUCCCUACAGUGUAGACGGACGUCGGACGGACGAUCACGUGACCAAAUUUCCCUGAUAGAUCGAAAUGCGCGCGUCGAGCUUCGCUAUUAAAACAACCUUUCUUACUGUUUUUACAAAUGUACAACUUCAAUAAAAUACCUCUUUAUCUUCACAUUUUUCCUUCAGGAGGCUGGCUCCUCGUUUCCAACAUCACGAUGGAAAGCUCAAUUCUUCCCUAUGAGCUGCCAGACAAGACUUCAUACCCUGGAAUAACCAGUGAUCAGAUGGUUCUCACAAAAACCGUCAUGAAUGAGCUUAGAACACACUUGUCUUUCACCCAACUGAGAUUCCACUGCAGUAAAAACAAUGGACGUACGUUCCACGUGACCACUGCUGCUAACAGCACUGGUGAAGCUGUAGUACAGUACUUCAGCGGUCAGACGGAUGUCCAGCCCGCCUCGUGUGGCUCAUACGUCAGAAUGGAAAAUGACAACUCAAGGUUAGCAGGUGUUUGCCAAAAGUGGGGAUUCGAAAGUGGCUCACAUGAGGUAGCUAAAUGGGGCCAUGGAUUUGAUCAAGAGAGAUUAUACCACCACCCUGCUUUUGCUAGAGAUUUAUAUCAUUGGACGCUUGAUGGUCAAACAAAAAGAUGGGAAUGCGACGAUUAUCUUGUUGGCGUGACCACCGGUGAUUUCUGGAAGAUUUACGUUCGCUAA